Ixodes scapularis (black-legged tick) is the source of this 273-nucleotide messenger RNA. RefSeq names its product glycine-rich RNA-binding protein 3, mitochondrial-like. Lineage: Eukaryota; Metazoa; Arthropoda; Arachnida; Ixodida; Ixodidae. The record is from RefSeq and is a predicted model, not a curated record. The transcript is spliced from 2 exons. The coding region runs from base 1 to 273 and encodes 90 amino acids.
AUGAAGGCCGUGCUUUCCCUUGCCGUCCUCUGCGUCGUUCUCGCCGUCGCCGCUGCUGGUGGCUUCGGCGGCUACGGCCUCGGCGGCAGCGGUUUUGGUGGCUACGGUGGCUACGGCCUCGGUGGUCUCGGCGGCUACGGCGGCUACGGCCUCGGUGGUCUGGGCGGCUUCGGGCACGGCUUUGGUGGUCACUAUGGAGGAAGCUACGGAGGAAGCUACGGUGGAUCCUACGGCGGUCACUACGGCGGCCUAGGCGGCGGAUUCUUCGGCUAA